This is a messenger RNA of Mesocestoides corti, 858 nucleotides long. The record is from the annotation of a GenBank genome assembly. Lineage: Eukaryota; Metazoa; Platyhelminthes; Cestoda; Cyclophyllidea; Mesocestoididae.
UCUAUCAGCGAUUUGUCGGUUUCGUUUGUAGCUGUCACGGUUCUUGUUGAUUCAUACUUCUGGCAACGCUGGCUAUGGCCCGAAGGAGAGGUCUUCUACUUUAACGCAGUUGAGAAUAAAAGCCAUUUAUGGGGCUUUAAUCGGGAUGAACAGGUUCUACUGGGUCUUGAACUGGUGGCUCUCACAUUCAUCACAAUCUACUCCUUCCUUCCCCAUAAGGAGCUCCGCUUCAUCAUCUAUGUGAUUCCUAUAUUCAAUCUCGUGGCAGCCUACUUUUGGGAUUAUGUUGAAAUCCGCCUCCGCGUGUGUCGUAGCAUCAAGGCUACUGGACAAGCGGGUUCUUGGAACAUGAAGGGGCACAAAAAGCCGACUUCGCCAAUUAUGCACAGGAUCUACUGGGUUGCUGUAGUCCUGUGUUAUGCGAGCAUAUUUGUCAAUCUCUGCGCUUCUUUUGGACUACUGUAUUGCUCUUCAUACAACUAUCCUGGAGGAGAAGCCAUUUCUAAGUUAAACACUUGGCCGGGCCUUGCCGAGCGACGCGAUGUGCACGUAUUUGUCAGCAAUCUUGCCGCCCAGACGGGCGUAAAUCGAUUUCAGCAGGUUCAUGCUCAUUGGACAUACAACAAAACGGAACACGUCGAUGACGACACCGACGCCCUAGUCAAAGGGCCUUUCACCCACUUUAUUGUGGAAGCCUCCAAGGACACUCUAGCUGCUCGAACUGACGCCUUCCGAAGGUUGUUCACGGUGAUUUCUUUUUCCGGCAUCAAAUACAUUCCUGAGAAUACGUUCUGGAGCAAAUUCAAAGUUUCUCUAGUACCAGCUCUAGUGGUAUAUGAACGAAUCAAUCAAAUAUGA